UUGCAUUAUGGCUUCAGAUUGUCCCUCACAAAGUCCAUACCCUGCUUUGAAUCUUUAAAGCUCCACCUCACUCACUAUUUCAUGGUGAUUCUCAGCUCAGCAGGGUAGAACAGGCCGUAGAGUACACCCUCACAGUGUCUGAGUAGACCUCUUACCUUGUUGAAGGCUGAUCGCUGUCUCAUGACCUUUUGGGUAUAGUCAGGCUGAAUAUGUAUUUUGUCUCCAUCCAAUGUGACAAUCUCCCCUUUCUGCUUGGCUUCCUUAAGCAAUAAUCCCCUCUCCUGAAAACAGUGACAUUUCACUACAAUUGCUCUUGCUGGUCUCGAUUUCAAGGUCCUGUGUGCCCGAUCUAUCACGGGGGCUUUAUCCAGCUGGAACGAGUCCUAAAGCAGCUCAGAUAUCCAUACUUAGACAAUUAUCAGUGCUAUUAUCACAAACAACAAACAAACAAACGUCCUGAGAAGACAGAAUUUGAUUUGGUGAAUAUUCACUGACAAACAAGCUAAAGGAAAAUUAGAAGGUGCUUAUUUUCUGCUCAGUUUUGUGUUUUACAAAUGGAUGUCUAUACUACAGGGCGUUGGUUAUAAUUCACUGAACACAUACAUAAAGACAGAGAGAGUACAUAAAUCAAUUAGGGUAGUGCCAUACAGUAGGAGAAAUACGAAAAAAAAAAAAAAAAAAAAAAAAGUAUAUUUAAAUAUGUAUUGAACUGGGUAGGCUUUUCAAAGGCUUUAUUAGAUAUUAAAUAAUCUAAAUCACACAAAAACUUUUUGUGUAGAAAAAGACUCUCUCAAAUUAGAUCUACCCAUCUACUCCUGCUCGACCUGACUCAUGUCCUGCCCUAUGAGGUCACUGGCAAUGUCUACAAGUAAUUAUCCAUAUUAAUUAUGUCUAUAAAAGUGAAGAUACUGUAUCAUGUCAUUUGCAUUUGGCAGUCGCAGUUGAUCUCAAACGUUGGGAUGCUCCUCUUCCUUUACAAACUCCUGAUUUUCUAUUACCUUAAUGUUAAGGCAGAAAAAACUUUUUGUCAAAUGAUGGGAGACCCUAAGUACCCACUGCUUUCCAAGGAUGGAGACAUAACUAUUGGAGCACUUUUGGCAAUACACAGUAAAUUAACAUUAUCUUCAUUUAAUUUUAAACAAAAACCUCAGCUUCUAUCAUGCUCUAGCGUGAAUCUACAAGAUUUUCGGAUGGUUCAAAUGAUGAUCUUUGCCAUAGAUGAAAUUAACAGAAACAAAAUGUUGCUCCCAAAUGUUUCUGUUGGAUACAGAAUUUAUGAUACCUGUGGUUCAAGACUGUCUUCUAUGAGUGCAACAAUGGCAUUGAUGAAUGGACCUGAGUUUGCAGCAGGAGAGAGAUGCAACGGUCAGUCUUCCAUACAUGCUAUCAUAGGAGAACCACAAUCUUCUGCCACAGUGAUUCUGUCCAGAACUACAGGAUCUUUUAACAUUCCAAUUAUAAGUCACUCGGCCACAUGUGAAUGUCUCAGUAAUAGAAAAUAUUACCACUCUGUCUUCAGGACUAUUGCUAGUGAUUACCACCAGAGCACAGCACUUGCAUACAUGAUUAAAUACUUUGGCUGGACUUGGGUGGGAGCUGUGAACAGUGACAAUGACUAUGGAAACUAUGGAAUGGCAAUAUUUCUGAAUACAGCCCUGGAGGAGGGGAUCUGUGUGGAGUACUCUGUGAAAUUUCAGAGAACAGAAACUGAAAAACUCAAAAUCGUAGUCAACACAAUUAAAAAAGGCACUACAAAAGUGAUUGUUGCAUUUCUUACCAGUUUUGAGAUGAACAAUCUACUUGAUGAGUUAUGUAUUCAAAACAUUACAGGCCUCCAAGUGAUUGGUGUGGAAGCAUGGAUAACAGCAAGCAGUAUGAUCACUCCAAACAGUUUUCGUGUGCUGGGAGGGUCACUGGGGUUUGCAGUGAAACAAAUCAAUAUUGAAGGAUUUGCAGAUUAUGUUCUAAAUGCAUUCUGGGACACAGCUUUUCCAUGCUCACAGACUGAGGGAAAUUAUACUCAAGCUGAAUUAAGUUGCCGCAAAUAUCAAGAUCUGCUUGUGAUGAAAAACUACAAUGAAGACGUGCCUGAACAAAGAUAUUCCAGCAAUGUCUACAAAGCAGUUUAUGCUGUGGCUCAUUCACUACACAGUCUACUCAAGUGCAAAGAACAUGGAGGCUGUGAGAAAAACUUAACAAUACAACCACAGCAGGUCGUUGAGGCUCUAAAAAACGUAAAUUUCACUGUAAAGUUUGGAGAUCGUGUGUGGUUUGACAGCACUGGUGCCACAAUAGCCCAAUAUGAAGUUGUGAACUGGCAGCAGGACUCAGAUGGAUCAAUCAAGUUUACACCAGUGGGAUACUAUGAUGCCUCACUGCCCCCUGACCAACGAUUUGUGCUUAACACUGAUAACAUAAUUUGGGUUGGAGGACAGCUGGAGAAGCCAAGGUCUGUGUGCAGUGAGAGCUGUCCUCCAGGCACUAGGAAGGCUGCACAGAAAGGAAGACCUGUCUGCUGUUAUGACUGUAUUCCAUGUGCAGACGGAGAAAUCAGUAUUGAGACAGAUUCAAAUAACUGCAAGCAGUGUCCAGGGGAAUACUGGUCUAAUGCUGAGAAAAAUAAAUGUGUGUUAAAAGUUAUAGAGUUUCUGUCAUUCACAGAACUUAUGGGUAUAGUGCUAGUCUUUUUCUCACUGUUUGGAGUAGGAUUAACUGUGCUGGUGGCCAUCCUGUUUUACAGCAAGAGGGACACCCCCAUAGUAAAGGCAAACAACUCAGAGCUGAGCUUCCUGCUGCUCUUCUCAUUGACUCUGUGUUUCCUCUGUUCUAUUACUUUUAUUGGUCGGCCCACUGAGUGGUCCUGUAUGUUGCGUCACACAGCAUUUGGGAUCACUUUUGUCCUCUGUAUCUCCUGUGUUCUGGGGAAAACAAUAGUGGUGUUAAUGGCCUUCAAGGCUACACUUCCAGGAAGCAAUGUCAUGAAAUGGUUUGGGCCUUCACAACAACGACUCAGUGUUCUUGCCUUUACACUUAUACAGGUUUUUAUCUGUGUGCUUUGGCUAACAAUAUCUCCUCCAUUUCCCUACAAAAAUAUGAAAUAUUAUAAGGACAAGGUUAUUCUUGAGUGCAGUCUGGGUUCUACUAUAGGUUUCUCUGCUGUUCUGGGUUAUAUUGGUCUACUGGCUGUCUUAUGCUUCAUAUUGGCUUUUCUGGCUCGCACCUUGCCAGAUAACUUCAAUGAAGCCAAAUUUAUCACAUUCAGUAUGCUCAUAUUCUGUGCUGUAUGGACCACAUUUAUUCCAGCUUAUAUCAGUUCUCCUGGAAAAUUUAUUGUGGCUGUGGAGAUAUUUGCCAUUUUAGCCUCAAGUUUUGGUUUAUUACUUUGUAUAUUUGCACCAAAAUUAUAUAUCAUCCUCCUUAAGCCUGAAGAAAAUACAAAGCAACAUGUGAUGGGAAAGAUUUAAGAGAAAUAAACUACAAAACAUGGAAAUGUUAGGUCAUUUUACUCAUACUGCACAUGAAUGCAAAGUUAGCAGACAAAGUUAUUUCCAUUUAGAGAAAUAAUAUAAUGAACAGUGCACAUCUGUUACCUAGCCUAUAGCUCAACAAAUGAAGACUUCAGAUGCAAAAGCCUCUAAGUGCCAUCUGAAAUUUUCUUCUAAAAUGAGCAUUUUUAUCGAGCUCAUAUGUUUAGGUUCAGUAAUUUCCCUUUAUUGGCAAUUAAUAGGUCUUUUUCAUUGCCAGUAAAGUGAAAUAACUGAACAUAAACAUACAAGCUUGUAUUAUUUUAGUUUCUGCAGAAUGUUUUGAUGAAGUCUAAAAGACUGAAGCUGUGUCAUAUUUCGAAUGCUAUGCUGCAUAGGUCGCAUUUGUCAGCCGCAUACGUCAUUGAGGCUGCCUCAUUUCAGUAAAGUAACCAUUACAUUCCAAAGUAAUAAAGAAAUUACAAUAAUUUACGCUUCACAAUAAAUAACAGUGGGUUUUAUAAUGGUUACUUUUUUUUAAAUGAGACCUUGAUGUAUGCAGCUGACAAAUGUGACAUCUGGAGGACGCAACAUUUGAAAUGGGCCACAGCUUAUGUGUGUUCGAUGAAAUGUAGGAAGAGUUUUCACUGUAUUAUUGUUAACAAAACCAUUUGUAACACUUAAUUUUUUUUUUUUUUUUUUUUUUUUUGUAGAGCUUUUGAGAAGGACUGAAAUAAAGAACUUAGUGGCCUUUUACUGUUUUGGUUGUCCCUGUAUUUGUUAACUUACUUUUUAUACUUUGUUUGCAAUCAGUCAGUGAGUGGGGUCAAACUGAAGUGACAGAAAAAAGAAACUCAAAGUGUGAGAACUUCAGCUGUGACAUGUUGCAACCUGCAAAACAGACUGAUGCAAAAGCUCCAGUGACUUGUGCUUGCCUGGAAGCUAGGUUGAUAGAAGUCUCCACAAACAUACAAUACACAAGAAACACUUAAAUUAAAGCACAGCUGUUAGGGUCAAAAAUGUUUAACUGAUCUCAAUAACAAAGGUAAUGCACAAACACCUGAUGCAACUUACUGUUUAAUUAGGUAC
Megalobrama amblycephala (Wuchang bream) is the source of this 4553-nucleotide messenger RNA. Its product is annotated as extracellular calcium-sensing receptor-like. The record is from RefSeq and is a predicted model, not a curated record. NCBI's taxonomy places the organism in Eukaryota, Metazoa, Chordata, Actinopteri, Cypriniformes, Xenocyprididae. Gene Ontology annotation, molecular function: G protein-coupled receptor activity. Gene Ontology annotation, cellular component: membrane. Gene Ontology annotation, biological process: G protein-coupled receptor signaling pathway. The transcript has 6 exons. The coding region runs from base 888 to 3464 and encodes 858 amino acids.